AUGUUCAGACAAAAUAAAAGACGGUUAACUUCUCGUCGUAAUUUUCAAGAUCAGUAUUCAAACAAUUCAAUCAAACAUGAAUUAACAAAUGAUUCUUCAAUAUCGAAACUUAAUUUUUACAAUAUAGCCCCCACACAAGAAAUAACCCUUGAUAAUUUUGAAAUAUGGGCCAUUGACAGACUCAAAGUUUUAAUCGAAAUUGAAACGAUGUUAAGUAGAUCCAAAAAUAUCCGUGAUAUUGAAACUUCUGUCAAACCUAUUCUAAAUAAAUAUUUACCAAUGAACACGGCUGAAGAUCAAGAAAAGGAUUAUUACUCACAUUUUAUCUUACGAUUAUGUUUCUGUAGAUCCAAAGAAUUGCGUGCUCGAUUUAUUAAUACAGAAACAAUUUUAUUUAAAUUACGUUAUAACAUGCUAACAUCCAGUGAACAGACUAAAUUUGUGGAAGAUUUACAAUUAGAUAGUUUGAAAUAUAUUUCUGAUGAUGAGAAAAAUGAAUUUUCCACUGAAUUAUACUCUAUGAUCUCUCCACUUUUAACAUUCCAAUUGAAUCUAACAGAUGAAAAUUCUAAAAGAUUGUUUUUCCAAAACGAAAAAUUCAUUAAAUUGCCAUUUGAAAACGUUACAGAGUUAUUGAGUAAUCGACAAGUAUUUUUGCAUAAAGGUUGGGCAUAUAUCGGACAAUUUCAACAAUUAAACCUAUUGACUAAUGAAUUUUCUCAAAAAUUAGAAACAUCAUUAUUGAAGACAUAUUCUAUUCUACCGAAACUGAAUGAAGAUGAUAGAUUAUUACCGAUUAUCCAACACCUGUCCUCUGGUUAUAAUUUAAGUGAUCUAAGUAUUGGCAGUUCAUAUUUAUCCGGUAAUGCUACUGGAGAAGGUGAAAUUACAAGUGACAUGAUUUAUGAUAAAGAAAUGAUGAAAAAUUAUCCACUCAGUGUUCUCAAUCUAUUGGAAGGACUUCGUGAAAAUCAUCAUUUGCGUUACAAUGGUAGACAACAAUUAGGCAUGUUUCUUAAAGGUAUUGGGUUAUCCGUGGAUGAGGCAUUGAAAUUUUGGGCCAAUGAAUUUGUUUAUGCACCAGGAGCUCAUAUGACUUUGGACAAGUUUAAUAAAGAAUAUAGAUAUAACAUACGUCAUACGUAUGGUUUGGAAGGUAACCGAAUCAAUUAUAAACCGUGGGAUUUCCGUACUAUACUAAGCAAACCUCGACCUGCAAGGGGUGAAUAUCAUGGUUGCCCAUAUCGUGAUUGGAGUCAUGAAAAAUUAACAAGUUAUUUGAAAACCAAGAUGGGAUUGUCUUUAAGCCAAAUAAAUCAAGUAAUGGAAUCUGUAGAACAACAAGAAUAUGCAAUGGCAUCCACAAAAGUGUUUGAGAUGACCAUUGGCAAACUGCCAGAGGGAGUUACACACAUCGUACAUCCAAAUCAAUACUUUGAUCUAGCUCGUGCUAUCCAUAAGAGGCAAUCUAAUGCUAAUGAUGCUUAA
Henningerozyma blattae CBS 6284 is the source of this 1488-nucleotide messenger RNA. It is a transcript of the gene PRI2, whose product is annotated as DNA primase subunit PRI2. Bases 1 to 1488 code for a protein of 495 amino acids. Gene Ontology annotation, cellular component: alpha DNA polymerase:primase complex. The transcript has a single exon. NCBI's taxonomy places the organism in Eukaryota, Fungi, Ascomycota, Saccharomycetes, Saccharomycetales, Saccharomycetaceae. The record is from RefSeq and is a predicted model, not a curated record. Gene Ontology annotation, biological process: DNA replication, synthesis of primer.